Linderina pennispora is the source of this 2189-nucleotide messenger RNA. Its product is annotated as Rap30/74 interaction domain-containing protein. Gene Ontology annotation, biological process: positive regulation of transcription elongation by RNA polymerase II; transcription initiation at RNA polymerase II promoter. Gene Ontology annotation, cellular component: nucleus; transcription factor TFIIF complex. Bases 88 to 1815 code for a protein of 575 amino acids. The transcript has a single exon. The record is from RefSeq and is a predicted model, not a curated record. Lineage: Eukaryota; Fungi; Kickxellomycota; Kickxellomycetes; Kickxellales; Kickxellaceae. Gene Ontology annotation, molecular function: RNA polymerase II general transcription initiation factor activity; DNA binding; TFIIF-class transcription factor complex binding.
CACUCACCAUCGAGGCGCUGCCAAUUUUGCCUUUCUCCUUUUUCAAGAAAAUCAUAGGCUCAUUUACUGUAUAAUAUUACCAUUCGCAUGAGCUCAGGAAUUAAGAAGAAGGAAAGAAAGCCAAUUCCGUCGUUCUUGCGCCCAGCGGGCCUCCGUCCGGGCCAGGCGGCGCCCGGCAGCGACCUGCGUCGCCGGCGCCCUCUCCCGCCUCCCAACCGGGCCAAGCCCAAGAGUGAAGACCGGCCUCUGGCUGCAGCACCGCCCGAGGACAAGCGCGCGUGCACCGACUACCGGCUUGUAUCCUCGGCACACGAGCGCACACACAAUGUGAUGCGUUUCCUCACCUCCAAGCCCGUGGACGUGACCAAGUUCACGCAGCCAGUGAAGCUGACGCGCCUGAGCCGCACGUACUAUCGCCGCAAGGCCGAGAAGGCGCGGGCAGCAGCUGAGGAGAAGCGCAAAGAGGAGGAGGCGAAGCGCGCAAAGGAGACUGGGAUGGAAAUUAAGGAGGAGGAGGAGCAGGUGCCAGCUGCAGGGGAGCCAGUGGAUCCAAGCAAGGACCGGCCCAAAGCCGACACGUCGAUUAUUGCGCCGUUUGGCGGGGCAACGCGCAACAAGCAGAUGCUGUUUAAGAAGCGCACAAAGCAGGUGUUUUUUGCUGACGAGGAGCAGCGCCGGUUGAAUAUCGAGGAGGCGCGGCCGUGGGUGCUCGAGGACUAUGACGAGAAGGAGAGUUGGAACGGCACGCUUGAAGGCGGCCAGAAGUCCGACUACGUCUUGUUUGUGCUGAUGGAUGACGGAUUCAAGGUGGUACCGGUGGACCGCUGGUACAAGUUCACUCCCAAGCUCAAGUAUCAGACGCUGACGCUGGACGAGGCAGAGGAAGAGCUGAAGAAGGCUGCCAAGAACGAGACACAGAACCGCUGGCUGAUGAAGAAGCGCACCAAGCAACAGGGGGAGGAGGACGAGGACGAGGAGCCUGCAGAGAAGCCCACCAAGAAGACGCUGGUCGAGUAUGACAAUGCGGAUGAGUUUGACGAUGACGACGACGAUGAUGAUGGCGGCGCACGCAAAAAGCGCAGGCCGACCAAGCACGGCGACGCCGACGAGGUCGACUUUGAUGAGGAGUUCGCCGACGACGAGGAAAUGGGCGACGACCUAUUUGGCAACGAGGAUGACGAGGCCGACAAGCAGCAGCAGAAGAACAAAAAGUCUGAGCUCGACUCUGACGUUGAGGAGGAGGACGAGGGCGAGCUUGGCUCGGCGGGCAAGGAGAUGAAGAAGCUGAUGCGUAAGCGUGAGGAGAACGACGCGUACGACUCUGACGGCGAGGAGAACCCGUACCUGUCGGUGUCAGAGAUUGACAGCGACGAGGAGGAGCAGCAGCCCAAGCCUGAGGAGGACAAGAAGGACGCCGUGGCCACCGAUGCCAAGCGUGCUGUCUCAGCCAACGCCGCUGCGCCAGCCAAGGAGGCGGCUCCCAAGGCAGCGGUCCUACAGAAGGGCCAGAGCGACAUGGCGAACAACACGUCGGCCAAGAAGCGCAAGCGGCCGAUGCCGUCAGCACACAGCCACUCGAAUGAGUCUCGCAAGCACGCGAAGACUGCGCCCAAGCCCGCCGAGUCGGAUGAUCUGAUCACCGAAAAGGAGGUCAUAGAGCUGAUCAAGAGCGGCGUCACCACGACCAAGGCGCUGAUCGGCAAGGUGCGCAGCAAGCUGAAGGCGAACCCGGCGAACAAGGCGCGCAUCCAGACCAUCGUCCGGACCGUGGCCAUCCUCAAGGACGGGAAUUUGUCGCUCAAGAAGCGCAGCUAAUGCUGCUGUCGCCGCCUUUCUGGACUGGCGGCUGCUGGAUGCCUCUAGUGACUGUGGUGUUUUUGACAGCCAAUAAUAGGGCAAUGCCGUGUAAACUGGAGUGGGCUGCUCGGGAGAUGACUGGUUGCUGGGAGUGGACUGAUUUGUCGUCACACCACUCUGCAGAUGACCCUGUAGGCGGUGUUGCGCAGGAUAGGGGUGGGAGGCCUGCUGAAGCCUUCUCCCCCUUAACUGGCCUGGGCGCGCGUUGACGGGCGGUAUAAAGCCCAAGUCGGACUCCUGGCCACUGCCUUGGUCGACCUUGUCUUUACAUGUAGUCUUUUAUCCAAAACCCAAUUCCUCAUCCAUAAAUCUCUUGUCUGUCAUGUCGUAUU